Moneuplotes crassus is the source of this 706-nucleotide messenger RNA. NCBI's taxonomy places the organism in Eukaryota, Ciliophora, Spirotrichea, Euplotida, Euplotidae. The record is from the annotation of a GenBank genome assembly.
UUAAUUCUAUAGACGAAAGAGCAGGAAGCCAAGACUUUAUUGGUAUGCUUAGAAGAAAACUCAGACAAAGACAGCCAGCUAGAAGCCCCAAAAAAGAAGCUAAUAGUGAGAUUGAUGAAAUAAAAAUAUCAAAAUUUGUUUAUAAAGAUAAAGUUGCUUCUGAAAAUGAUACUGAUACAGAAAAAAUUGACGACUACAAGAAACAAAUGAUUGCAAUUAGGAACUUUAUCUUGUUUGAUGAGAAGAUCCCUGAUAACAAAGUCGACUCUAAAUAACCUUAUAGAAAAGCAACAGUUCAUCAGAGAAAAAUUGGGCUUGAACAAAGUAGAAGAGGGUGAACAAAAGCUGGAUACGGGUUUUAAGAUUAUUGAUGCAUUGAACAUGCAAACUCUUUUUGUCCAUGAUCCUGAAUUUGAAUGCUAUUCAGUGAUGACAGGUAAGAAGCUGCCCACUGGCUCGAAUGAAAAGGGAGUCUUCUGCUACUUUAAGAGCGAAGAUAGAGAAUGCGUUCACUGAGCUGAAGAAUUUACCAAAGGAAACAUUUUAAUGAAAUUGUCAUCAUGCGGACAUGUCUUCCACGCAGAUUGUGCUGAGGAGUGCAUGUAUUAUAGCAACCAAUGCCCUCUAUGCAGAGCCGUUCUUUACCAAAACUAGCACUCAUCAGCCCCAUUCCAUAAUGAUUUCAGAGUAAAACCUUAUUACCAAU